Henningerozyma blattae CBS 6284 is the source of this 633-nucleotide messenger RNA. RefSeq lists its product as uncharacterized. Gene Ontology annotation, molecular function: translation initiation factor activity; RNA 7-methylguanosine cap binding. Gene Ontology annotation, cellular component: cytoplasm; eukaryotic translation initiation factor 4F complex. The record is from RefSeq and is a predicted model, not a curated record. The coding region runs from base 1 to 633 and encodes 210 amino acids. The transcript has a single exon. Gene Ontology annotation, biological process: translational initiation. Lineage: Eukaryota; Fungi; Ascomycota; Saccharomycetes; Saccharomycetales; Saccharomycetaceae.
AUGUCUGUUGAUGAAGUUACACAAAAAUUGGAUGAAACCAAAUUAAAUGAAGACACCCCAAAGACAAUUUUAUCUGAUAGUACACAAUUUGAAUAUAAACAUCCAUUAAACACUAAAUGGACUUUAUGGUAUACAAAGCCAGCAGUAGAUAAAUCCGAAUCUUGGUCUGAUCUUCUGCGUCCCGUUACAUCCUUUGAAACUGUUGAAGAGUUUUGGGCAAUUUUUAAGAAUAUUCCUACACCAAUUGACCUUCCAUUAAAAUCAGAUUAUCAUGUCUUCCGUAAUGAUAUCAGACCAGAAUGGGAAGAUGAAGCUAACUCUAAGGGUGGUAAAUGGUCAUUCCAAGUUAGAGGUAAGAACAAUAAUGUUGAAGAAUUAUGGAUGAGAUCUUUAAUGGCUGUUAUUGGAGAAACUAUUGAUGAAGAUGAAUAUCAAAUUAAUGGUGUCGUUUUAAGUGUUAGAAAAGGUACAUAUAAAUUUGCAUUAUGGACUAAAUCUGAAGAUAGAGAACCAUUAUUUGAAAUUGGUAAGAAGUUCAAACAAGUAUUAAAAUUGAAUGACGAAAAUCAAUUAGAAUUCUUCCCACAUUCAAGUGCAAACAAUAAACACCCUCAGCCAUCUAUUACAUUGUAA